AUGUCCAAGGGCACCAAGUACCUGCUGGUGUCACUACCGUCAUCGAUAACGCCCUCGAACCACCACGACGAAGCCCUCGAAGCCUUGCGCAGCACCAUUGGCGGUGAUAAUGGCCAAACGUACCCCUUCGCGAUACCCAACUUCAAGAUCGGCACAUUAGAUGCGCUGGUCCAGCAGGCGGAUGACCUGGCGAAGCUCGAGAAUGCGUGCGAGCAGGUCGUGGCCAAGGUGGGGGACAGCUUGAGGAGUAUCCUCGACGGGGACGAGGACCGUGUGCAGCAGCACAAGACCAUCAGCGACAAGCCUGUCGAUCAAUACCUACGCAGCUUCCAGUGGAACAAGAUCAAAUACCGGGCAGACAAGCCUAUCGCCGAGCUGAUAGACUCGCUGCAGAAGGAAAUUUCAGGCAUUGACAACGAUGUCAAGGCCAAAUUCUCCCAGUAUAACCAAACCAAGACCAACCUCGCGGCCGCAGAACGGAAAAGAACAGGCAACCUGUCCACCAAGUCCCUCACCACCGUGGUAAACCCCCGAAAUAUCAUCCAAGACUCAGAAUAUCUCGAUACUCACCUCAUCGCCGUCCCCAACAUGAACACCAAAGAAUUCUACAAAUCCUACGAAACCCUGUCUGAAAGGGUCGUACCCCGCUCCGCCGUUGAAGUCGCCAAGGACGACGAGUUCACCCUUUUUGCUGUUGUUACGUUCAAGAAGACCUCCGCCGACUUCGUACACAAGUGCAGGGAAAAGCGGUGGACGCCGCGUGAUUACAAGUACAAGGAGGGCGGCAAGGAAGAGGAGGCCAAGGAAGCGAGUCAGCUCGAACAAGACGCAAAGAAGCUGUGGGGUGAAGCGUUAAGGCUAGGGCGAACUGGCUACAGCGAAAGUGCUAUGAUUUGGGUGCAUGUGCUGGCUCUGCGUGUGUUCGUCGAGACGGUGCUACGAUACGGCCUACCUUUAGACUUUGUGUGUGGAUUAGUGCAGACAAAUGCAAAGGCUGCGAAGAAAGCAAAGACGAAUCUCGACGCGAGCUACUCGUACCUCGGCGGCAACGCUUUCAAUCGCGACAACAAGGGCCGGCCUAAGAAGGAUGACUCAGCUCUCGCCAACGAAAUGCAGGCGCAAGGUCACGGCGAUGCAGAAUACUCGCCUUAUGUGUACUAUGAGUUUGAGAUUGUAUAG
Didymosphaeria variabile is the source of this 1179-nucleotide messenger RNA. It is a transcript of the gene VMA5, whose product is annotated as Vacuolar ATP synthase subunit C. Gene Ontology annotation, molecular function: proton-transporting ATPase activity, rotational mechanism. Lineage: Eukaryota; Fungi; Ascomycota; Dothideomycetes; Pleosporales; Didymosphaeriaceae. Gene Ontology annotation, cellular component: vacuolar proton-transporting V-type ATPase, V1 domain. Gene Ontology annotation, biological process: proton transmembrane transport. The coding region runs from base 1 to 1179 and encodes 392 amino acids. The transcript has 4 exons. The record is from RefSeq and is a predicted model, not a curated record.